Molecule: messenger RNA, 4491 nt
Organism: Paramormyrops kingsleyae
Lineage: Eukaryota; Metazoa; Chordata; Actinopteri; Osteoglossiformes; Mormyridae
Product: palmitoyltransferase ZDHHC17-like
Molecular function (GO): protein binding; palmitoyltransferase activity
Source: RefSeq, a predicted model, not a curated record
AUCGACUAAUAAUGCUUGGGGUGCAUUGGCUCGGCAUUUGACUGAUUUUGACUAUACUCACUGUAUUUUCAAAAGUUAAUAAGCUGUUAAAGUGCGUUGAUAAGCCUUAAAGUGGGACGAUAUAAAUGUAAUCUUUCAUUGUAGGUAAUAUAUAUAGCCAUAACCAUUGAUAGACCGUUGACACAGUACAUUUUAUGGAAGAGGUUUUGGUCUGUAGUUUUACAACGAUAUCUUAUGUGGCGUGCGACAUCUCGUGGCAAUGGUGUGCACGCACAGUUUUACACCAGAAAUAUUGUAUUUAUAAGAAAAAAUGAAGCGAUAUUAUUUACUGGCCGACGCGGGCCAGGACACCAAGAUGGCUGACGCUGGGAAUGAAUACGAAAAAGAAGCUGGCUGUGUCCCCGUUCUUCAUCCAGAGGAGAUCAAGCCUCACUACAGCCAUGGAUACAGCGAGAGUGCAGGCCGUAAGAACCAGGCGGAGGACUACAGCACCUGGGACAUCAUCAAAGCCACACAGUAUGGGAUCUUCGAGCGUUGUCGAGAGCUGGUGGAGGCCGGUUAUGAUGUCCGACAGCCUGACAAGGAGAACGUCACCCUGCUGCACUGGGCCGCCAUCAACAAUCGGCUCGACCUGGUCAAGUAUUACAUCUCAAAGGGUGCCAUUGUGGACCAGCUGGGAGGAGAUCUGAAUUCAACACCGCUGCACUGGGCCACUAGGCAGGGCCACCUGUCUAUGGUGAUCCAGCUGCUGAAGUUCGGAGCCGACCCGGCGCUCAUCGACGGCGAGGGCUGCAGCUGCAUCCACCUGGCCGCGCAGUUCGGCCACACCUCCAUCGUGGCUUACUUCAUCGCCAAGGGGCAGGAUGUAGACAUGAUGGACCAGAAUGGAAUGACUCCAUUGAUGUGGGCAGCUUAUAGGACACACAGCGUCGAUCCUACCCGGCUGCUACUCACCUUCAACGUGUCCGUCAGCCUCGGUGACAAGUACCACAAAAACACAGCGCUGCACUGGGCUGUGCUCGCAGCCAACACCACAGUCAUCAGCCUACUGCUGGAGGCCGGCGCCAAUGUGGACGCCCAGAACAUCAAGGGAGAGACGGCUCUGGACCUGGCCAAGCAGCGGAAAAACGCCUGGAUGAUUAACCACCUGCAGGAGGUGCGGCAGGCCAGGGGCUAUGACAGUCCCUCCUACCUGAAGCGGCUGAAGGCGGACAAGAAUUUCAGGCAGAAGGUGAUGCUAGGGACCCCCUUUUUGGUCAUCUGGCUGAUGGGCUUCAUCGCUGAUCUGGACAUAACUACCUGGCCCAUCAAGACCUUGAUGUAUAUAGUCGUGUGGAUCAUAGUCCAGCUGCUUUCCCGGUCCUUCUUCGACCACUCCAUGCACAGCGCCCUUCCCCUGGGCAUCUAUUUGGCCACCAAGUUCUGGAUGUACAUGACCUGGUUCUUCUGGUUCUGGAACAAUCUUCCCUUCGUUACCGUCCACCUGCCCUUCCUGCUGAACAGCCUCGCGCUCUUCUACAACUUCGGAAAGUCCUGGAAGUCGGACCCAGGGAUCAUCAAGGCCUCUGAGGAGCAGAAGAAGAAGACAAUUGUUGAACUGGCAGAGACUGGAAAUCUGGAUCUUAGUAUUUUCUGUAGUACCUGCUUGAUACGGAAGCCCGUGAGGUCCAAACACUGUGCCGUGUGCAACCGCUGCAUCGCCAGAUUUGAUCACCACUGUCCCUGGGUGGGCAACUGUGUGGGGAGCGGGAAUCACCGCUACUUCAUGGGAUACUUGUUCUUUCUGCUCUCCAUGAUCUGCUGGAUGAUCUACGGCUGCAUCUGCUACUGGAGGACGCACUGCACCACCAGCUACGCCAAGGAUGGCUUCUGGACCUACAUCACACAGAUCGCCACCUGCUCGCCCUGGGUCUUCUGGAUGUUCCUCAACAGCAUCUUCCACUUCAUGUGGGUGGCCGUGCUCAUCAUGUGCCAGACUUACCAGAUUGCAUGCCUUGGCAUUACCACCAACGAGAGGAUGAACGCCAGAAGAUACAAGCACUUUAAAAUUACAACGACGUCCAUCGAGAGCCCUUUUAACCAUGGUUGUGCACGGAACCUCAUAGACUUCUUUGAGUACCGUUGCUGCGGCCUCUUCCGGCCCGUGAUCGUGGACUGGACCACGCAGUACACUAUAGAGUACGACCAGACGUCCGGCUCUGGCUACCAGCUGGUGUAGCCCGGCUGGGACCUGGGCAUCCUGUCGGGUCAUGGCUGCAUCCCGGGGACAGUCGUCCUGAGUCUGGGAUUCACAGAGACUGCAUGCUGUUAGAGGGACACGCCCACACCGGGCCCAUCAGGACACGACGGCUCCUUCCCCACUAGCCGAGCCCCUGUCACCCCGACGCGGAUGGAGAAUGUCCGACAGAGGGGAGAGGAGAUGCUAACUGGGGAGUCAUGGCGGGAAUGGGGGGAGGGGGGUUUUGUUCUUUAAGUGUGGGCCUUAUGUUGCAUCGUGUGCAACAGGGUUCCAUCACAGUCUCUGCUUCGUUUUACCGUUCAUUUUUUCCUCCUCCGUUUUUAAAAGCAUAUUUAUGUUUUGAAGCUUUACCGUUCCAUAUAAAAAUUAAAAAAAAUGUACUAAUGUCUUAAAAAGACUGAUCUCAGAAAUGGCUUUGUGGGUAUUUCUGGGACUGCUCUGUCUCAAGCCAUGUCUUUGCAAUCACCUGAAGACUGGGCAGCUUCUCCUGUCAUGACAAUGUGAGUCGAUACAGUGUUCGGAAAUGGAGUUUUGGAGCCUCAUCAUAACUCGCUGAUGCUGUCGCGUAUAAGGAAGUAUAUUCCCGGAACUGAUGUGAUGCUGGUAUAUUUAUUUGUAAGGCUAUUUAUGAAUAAGAUGUGCUUCAGUCGGGGUGGCACGGUAAACGGUUAGUCAUUUUAGGUUUUAUCAUCCAUGCAUUUUGAUGUAGCCACAUCCUUGAUGCAGUUUAUAUUAACGGUGGAUGUUAAAGAUGCGUAACCUUGCAACAUUGGAAAGUAUACAUGUGUUUUUUUUUAUCUGGGACAGUCAAAGAUGGCAGUUCAUGAGUACGCCUCAUUCCAAGUUGUUUUCAUAACUGAUUUUUUUUUUUUUGUCUUUUUCCAAGACGAUGCACUGAUUUUUGCCUAAUUUUCAUUGAUGGAAACUCUGUUUUAAUAUUAAUGUCUUUUUAUUAUUAUUAUUUCUGGCUUCCAAGAAACACUCCCAUUACGGAGAUGAGCCCCUGGGGUUCUGCCCAGUUCUCUCAUGCCAUACGAGCAGCACCGGCAUAGCAGGAGCGUGAAGGUCCCGUUGUAUAUAUGAGACUUAGGUCCCCUUACUGUGAUUUUUAAUGUUUUGUUUUUUGAAUGUUAAUGGAAGCUGCUUGUUUUGUUUUAUUGAACCAAACCCGGGAAAACGAAUGCUGUAAGCUUCCAGUGCUCUGGGAUCCCGCCAUCUGCAUUGAAAGCCGCGGGUGGUCUACGUUUGCGAGGCCGGGGGUGCAAACCGCCCUGGUUGCAGGUGGGGGCCCAUACUCUUAUCCUCCCUAGAGGGAGCCACAUGUCUGUACAUAGUGAAUGUUUACGGUGUAUGUUUUUAUUUUAUUAUUCUUUUUUUUUUUAACCACUGUGUCAGAGGGCAGCAGGUGUCAGGCAGUGAUUGCAGGCAUGUGAUACUGUAUAUGAAUGACAUAUUUGGGGCGCGAGGGGAGUGAAAACUAAAAGUAAACUGCUUUUAUUGUUCUGUGCUCCUCUCUAUAGACCUGUUCCUGGAGGUAGCGAUAGGAAGGAGCGAUUUUAAGAAAAUGCUUGGUUUAGAACACAGACCUUAUCCUGUUCCGUGGCUGCUUCAGCCAUCCUUGUGCACUGAUUCAAGGGACUUUACUGAAAUAUGAGGGCAGGAAUGGGGGGUGGGGGGCUGAACAUGAUGUCAUUUGGCCCGUUUCCUGUGGCCUUGAUAGGGCCGGCUAGCGACAGGGCUGUCAGGGAAUCGGGUUUAAGUGUAGAUUCAUUAAAAAAAAAAAAAAAAAGUGUGUGUGUUCUGGUGUUUGUCAAACCCCUGCUGUAAAGCACAUUGCAGUAUCUUUCCUUGUGCCCAUAACACCUUGGUUUUCAUGGUUGGGGCACCAAGAUUUUAAGGUUUUCUUUCAUGUAACAAUAUUGUUGUUGUUUACCUCCUCUCUCGAUGGAAUAACACGUUAUGAGAUGAUUGCAUAAAACAGUCAAGUGUUUUGUUGGGUCACAUGAAUGCUGUUUCUUCAACAUCACAUGUGCUUGCAUUCUGCCUGCCUGCAGCCGUUAUCAGUAAGAAUCCCCGCAGAAAAGUUAGUGCUGUUUUCGCGCACAGCCACCUGCCAUGAAAAUGCCAUAAAGUAGCCCAUUCUAUCAAACUUUCAUAUAAGAGCUCAGCUGUGUGUCCCAGAGUUCUGCAAUGGACACCUUCCUCUGCUUCUCCUCUGUGUAUCUUAUUUUAAUAAAAAUCAACAGCUGCCA